Messenger RNA from Sinocyclocheilus rhinocerous, 368 nucleotides. Its product is annotated as E3 ubiquitin-protein ligase UBR2-like. The record is from RefSeq and is a predicted model, not a curated record. The transcript is spliced from 3 exons. Lineage: Eukaryota; Metazoa; Chordata; Actinopteri; Cypriniformes; Cyprinidae. The annotation marks the transcript as partial. Gene Ontology annotation, cellular component: ubiquitin ligase complex; cytoplasm. Gene Ontology annotation, biological process: ubiquitin-dependent protein catabolic process via the N-end rule pathway; protein ubiquitination. Gene Ontology annotation, molecular function: ubiquitin protein ligase activity.
UUCUGCCUCCACCUGUUCUGCCUCGGUUCGGUCCGCUGUUUGCCAGCCUGGUGAACAUACUGCAGUGUGACGUGCUGCUGGGGAUUCUGGGAGCUGUGCUGCAGUGGGCGAUGGAGCCCAGCGGGGGACACUGGUCUGAGUCCAUGCUUCAGAGGGUGCUGCAUCUCAUAGGCAUGGGCCUGGUGGAAGAACAGCAGCAUCUCAUUGGCAGCGCAGAAGAUAAUGAUACCAAUUUCAACUUCACUUUAAAAAUCUCCACACCAGGUGAGGCUCCUGCUAACACUCCCAGUAUCUUGGCUCUAUUGGAAACCCUGCAGAACGCUCCUCAUCUGGAGGUGCACAAGGACAUGAUCCGCUGGAUCCUCAAG